This is a messenger RNA of Scomber japonicus (chub mackerel), 2403 nucleotides long. RefSeq names its product protocadherin gamma-A10-like. The transcript has a single exon. Gene Ontology annotation, molecular function: calcium ion binding. The record is from RefSeq and is a predicted model, not a curated record. The coding region runs from base 1 to 2403 and encodes 800 amino acids. Gene Ontology annotation, cellular component: plasma membrane. Gene Ontology annotation, biological process: homophilic cell-cell adhesion. Lineage: Eukaryota; Metazoa; Chordata; Actinopteri; Scombriformes; Scombridae.
AUGGAUAAGAUGAAGAGCAAUGGUACAUCAUGGGAUUGGAGAGUCUCCAUUUUUCUUUUCUGCGUUGUUGCUGCGGUCAGCGGACAAAUUCGUUAUUCUAUACCAGAGGAGAUGAGGAAAGGGCUGUUUGUCGGAGACGUUGCGAAAGACCUGGGCUUGGAUGUUAAAAGGUUGGUUUCUGGUCGGGCUCGACUCGCUAUAGAUGACGAUAACCAAUAUGUCGCGUUGAACCAGAACAAAGGGCAUAUCGUUGUCAAUGAAAGAAUUGACAGAGAAAAAUUAUGCGCCAAGAAAUCUCCGUGUAGCUUUAGUCUAGAAAUAGUCCUGGAAGAUCCACUCGAAUUAUUUUCCAUUACCAUUGAAAUACAAGAUGUAAAUGAUCAUGCUCCUGCUUUUCCCCAAAAGGAAAUUAAUUUGGAAAUAAGCGAAUCGACGCCCACAGGUACUGUAUUCUUGCUUGAUAGCGCAGUUGAUAAUGACGUAGGAAUAAACUCACUGCAGAGUUACUCUUUAAAAGCGAACGAGCAUUUUGUUCUCAAACAACAUUCUCGGGCAGAUGGGAGUAAAUAUGCUGAAAUGAUACUACAGAGUGGUUUGGACCGCGAGAAGCAAAGCGAGCAUACCCUCAUAUUAACAGCUGUGGAUGGUGGCGAGCCGCAGAGGUCUGGUACAGUAAGGAUACAUGUAUCUGUUCUGGACGCAAACGACAACGCACCCGUUUUUAAACAGUCCGUAUACAAAGUAUCAGUGUUGGAAAAUGCUUUGCACGGCACAGUUAUUGCUAAAGUGAGUGCUAUAGAUGCGGACCAAGGUUACAAUGGUAACGUCACAUAUUCGUUCACACAUCUAGAGGACUCCUCCUGUCCUUUUGAAAUCAAUCCUUACACGGGAGAAGUUAAACUCACCGGUGACAUUGAUUACGAGGUAUUAGCAAAUUACGAAAUAAAUCUUAAAGCAAAAGAUCCUUGGGGUGUGGUGGGCGCCAGCAAAUUAAUAAUCGAGAUAGCAGAUGUGAAUGAUAAUAGUCCAGUUAUCACAAUGGCCUCUUAUUCGGGUAAAAUUUCAGAGGAUUCUACUCCUGGCACAGUUGUGGCGUUGAUUAGUGUCCAGGAUAAAGAUUCCGGUAAAAAUGGACAGGUUCAUUUAAAUAUAGAUGAAAAUCUCCCAUUCAAAAUCAAAACGUCUCUGAGAAACUAUUACGCACUGGUCACGGAGCAAAGUCUCGACCGAGAAAAGCAUCCCAAGUACAACAUCACUCUCACUGCCACAGAUGAGGGCUUGCCUGCCUUAUCAAGCAGGAAAACGGUCGUUUUAGACGUCACUGAUAUUAAUGACAAUGCACCAGCAUUUAGCCAGAGCGUUUACACCACUCAGGUGAUGGAAAACAAUUCACCUGGUGUCGAAAUGUUGCAGAUCCGCGCUACUGAUCCAGAUCAGGGUCAGAAUGCACGCAUAUCAUAUCUUCUUAUUGACGACGAGGUUAAUGGAAAUCCCGUGUCCACAUAUUUCUCUAUUAACACGGAGAGUGGAGUCGUUCAAUCUUUGCGUUCACUUGACUAUGAGCAAGUCAAAGAGUACAAAAUUCAAGUUAAAGCGCAAGAUGGAGGCUCGCCGCCAUUAAGUAGUAACGCUACAGUUAUCGUACAUGUCCAGGACCAGAACGACAACCCCCCUCAGGUUCUGUAUCCAGUCCAGACCGGUGGCUCUUUAGUGGCUGAAAUGGUUCCUCGUUCAGCAGAUGUGGGCUAUCUGGUCACUAAAGUGGUGGCUGUGGAUGUGGACUCUGGACAGAAUGCCUGGCUCUCCUAUAAACUGCAGAAAGCCACAGACAGGGCGCUGUUUGAAGUGGGCUUACAGAAUGGAGAAAUAAGAACUAUCCGCCAGGUGACUGAUAAAGAUGCUGUGAAACAAAGACUGACUGUUAUAGUGGAGGACAACGGGCAGCCCUCUCGUUCAGCUACAGUCAUUGUUAACGUGGCGGUGGCGGACAGCUUCCCUGAAGUGCUGUCAGAGUUCACUGACUUUACACACGACAAGGAGUACAAUGAUAACCUGACUUUUUACUUAGUGUUGGCUCUGGCUGUAGUUUCCUUCCUCUUCAUCACGUGUUUAGUGGUUAUUAUAUCAGUGAAAAUCUACAGAUGGAGACAGUCUCGCAUCCUGUAUCACUCCAAUCUCCCUGUGAUUCCAUAUUAUCCACCACGUUACUCAGACACUUUGGGGACAGGGACUCUCCAACACGUGUACAAUUACGAGGUGUGCAGGACGACUGACUCCAGAAAGAGUGACAUCAAGUAUAUGCAACCGAUGAGUCAAAGUUUGGUUAGUGUGGAUGACGCUGAAACCAUGCAGAAUGGAGAACAGUCAUCAGCUGUAUCUCGGAUGUCUACUCUGGUAAGUUGA